Messenger RNA from Centruroides sculpturatus (bark scorpion), 480 nucleotides. RefSeq names its product ribosomal RNA small subunit methyltransferase G-like. Gene Ontology annotation, molecular function: rRNA (guanine-N7-)-methyltransferase activity. Lineage: Eukaryota; Metazoa; Arthropoda; Arachnida; Scorpiones; Buthidae. The transcript has a single exon. The record is from RefSeq and is a predicted model, not a curated record. The coding region runs from base 1 to 480 and encodes 159 amino acids. Gene Ontology annotation, cellular component: cytoplasm; cytosol. Gene Ontology annotation, biological process: rRNA processing.
AUGGAAAAUCAGCCGGUUCUUGACAUCGGUGCUGGCGCCGGGUUCCCGAGUCUACCGCUUAAAAUCGUCUUCCCAAAAAUUAGACUGACGAUUUAUGAAGCUAACGCCAAAAAGGUCGCUUUUCUCAACAACGUUAAAGGCGAACUCAACCUAGAUUUUAAAGUCGUCCACACGCGAGCUGAGACGAGUCAAGAUCGGGAAAGUUUCGCUUUUAUUUUGGCUCGUGCCGUGGCCGAUCUCAAGCAUUUAAUCCAAAUGAGUUACCAUCUUGGUCAGCCAAAUUGCCAAUUUUUGUUCGUUAAAGGCGCGGGUUACCAGCAGGAGAUCAACGCCAGUCAAGCGCUAGUUAAGAAGUUAAAGAUCAAAAUCCAAGUUUACCGAGCGCCCGAGCCAGCUUUGUCGUACUUAAUAACUUUUCGCAAGGCUUUACCAACGCCAGUCGAUUUUCCGCCGCCUUGGGCCAAAAUGCACCAGGCAUAA